AUGUUCCAGCUGCCCAUGUUGAACUUCAGCCCCCAGCAGGUGGCCGGGGUGUGCGAGACCCUGGAGGAGAGCGGGGACGUGGAGCGCCUUGGUCGCUUCCUCUGGUCUCUGCCCGUAGCUCCCGCGGCCUGCGAAGUCCUCAACAAAAACGAGUCCGUCUUGCGUGCGCGCGCCGUUGUCGCCUUCCACACCGGCAACUUCCGCGAGCUCUAUCACAUCCUGGAGAACCACAAGUUCACCAAAGAGUCUCACAGCAAGCUACAGGCUCUGUGGCUGGAGGCGCACUAUCAGGAGGCCGAGAAGCUGCGGGGCCGUCCGCUGGGGCCCGUGGACAAGUACCGCGUGCGCAAGAAGUUUCCCCUGCCGCGCACAAUCUGGGAUGGAGAGCAGAAAACUCACUGCUUCAAGGAGCGCACGCGACACCUGCUUCGAGAAUGGUACCUCCAGGACCCCUAUCCCAACCCGAGCAAAAAGAGAGAACUGGCCCAGGCCACUGGACUCACACCCACGCAAGUGGGCAACUGGUUCAAGAACAGGCGACAGAGGGACCGAGCGGCGGCCGCGAAAAACAGGCUGCAGCAGCAGGUCCUGUCAGGCGGCUCGGUCCGCUCUCUGGCGGAUGACGACGGCACCGUGGACCGGCUGGGUCCUGCCUCCAGCCCGGAGGCCAGUCUGUCCAGUAAAGCAGCGGCCUCCGCCAUCUCUAUCACCUCCAGCGACAGCGAAUGUGACAUUUGA
This is a messenger RNA of Boleophthalmus pectinirostris (great blue-spotted mudskipper), 738 nucleotides long. It is a transcript of the gene six6a, whose product is annotated as SIX homeobox 6a. Gene Ontology annotation, biological process: eye development; regulation of transcription by RNA polymerase II. Gene Ontology annotation, molecular function: DNA-binding transcription factor activity, RNA polymerase II-specific; RNA polymerase II cis-regulatory region sequence-specific DNA binding. Bases 1 to 738 code for a protein of 245 amino acids. The record is from RefSeq and is a predicted model, not a curated record. Lineage: Eukaryota; Metazoa; Chordata; Actinopteri; Gobiiformes; Gobiidae. Gene Ontology annotation, cellular component: transcription regulator complex; nucleus. The transcript has 2 exons.